Eucalyptus grandis is the source of this 1005-nucleotide messenger RNA. Its product is annotated as sigma intracellular receptor 2. Gene Ontology annotation, cellular component: endoplasmic reticulum. The coding region runs from base 175 to 684 and encodes 169 amino acids. The record is from RefSeq and is a predicted model, not a curated record. NCBI's taxonomy places the organism in Eukaryota, Viridiplantae, Streptophyta, Magnoliopsida, Myrtales, Myrtaceae. The transcript has 2 exons.
CCCAUGGAAAUUUGCUAAAAUGCGGAAGUGCCCUGUUUGGCGUUUGCCACCACUUCCAUGGACUCAAUAUCUCUCCCCAAAUUCCAGAUCUAACCAAACCAGCCAGCCUCCCUUCUUCAACCUUUCCCCUCGGAUCCCCUCUCCUCCACCACCACCCUCUCGAACGAACUCCGAAUGAAAAUGGGUGCUCUCGUGAAGCUGGUCGACGCCGUCCUCUUCCUCUUCUUCCUCCUGAUGGCCGUCUGCGUGCCCCUGUUCGACGCCCAGGCGUGCCUCCCGGAGUCCCUCUUCCCGGACGCCCUGCUCGACCUCAAACGCGGGUACAGCGGCCGGGUGGGCGACUACCUCGUCGCCGAGAAGCCCCUCUUCUUCGUCGGCCUCGUCUGGCUCGAGAUCCUGUUCCUCUGGCCCCUCUCCAUCCUCAACCUGUACGGGAUCCUCGCCGCCAGGCCCUGGUUCCGCACCACCUGCUUGAUCUACGGCGUCUCCGUGGCCACUUCCAUGGUUGCUAUAUUGUCGGAAUUGACUGGGUCUGGUAAAGCAUCGGAUGACUUGCUGAUGGUGUACUUCCCCUUCUUGGGACUCAGUUUGCUGGCCUUUCUGCGGGGUCUGCUGCCGUGUUCUACCAAGACUACAUCGACCAUCAGCAAGAAACCUGCAUUGGCAAGGAAAAAGAGGGCUUGAGACACAACACUGCGCUGUGGUUGUCCUGCGCUUUCUAACCAAUUCAAGAUCCAAUUUAUUUCUUUUCAGUGACAUCAGAUUGAGAAUGUCGCGAGUUAGGAAAUUUUUCUGUUCUUGGGGCUCCCUUUUAUGAGAUUUUUAACUGAAAGCCAUUGACCAUUGGAUUUGAACUCAUCAUCUGGGAAGAACUAAGUUUGUUUUGGCAGCACUUUUUUGUUCACUCACCUGGAAUAACUUUUACUGCACCAAGAUUGCUAAAAGCUGCAAUUGCUUAUGCUGCUUAUGAGUCGAUUGGCAUAAAAUAUGUCAUUGAUUUGGUUA